Messenger RNA from Salvia hispanica, 1755 nucleotides. RefSeq lists its product as uncharacterized. Gene Ontology annotation, cellular component: nucleus. NCBI's taxonomy places the organism in Eukaryota, Viridiplantae, Streptophyta, Magnoliopsida, Lamiales, Lamiaceae. Gene Ontology annotation, biological process: defense response to fungus. The record is from RefSeq and is a predicted model, not a curated record.
UUUUAUAAUUUCUUGCCCCCAAUUGUUUCUUCAAAGCUCACGAAAACAAACCCUAGGACGUAAAACUGAGGGGCAAAAAUCUGUUUUUCAUCAAGCAUCUGAGAUUUGAACUCCCUAAUUCGGACUUUGGUGAUCGUCUGUACCUGUCUAAUUUCUCGAAAAGACUUUUGAUACCUGUUAAAGAAGAUAGGUGGCUAUGAGAUUCAAAGCUGGGGACACGGUUGAGGUGAUGCAGAGUAAGGAGGUAUUAGCUUCGUGGCGUGCUGCAGAAAUUCUAUCUUGCAGCAGGGAUACUUAUACUAUCCAAUAUGUUUGCUAUCCUGGUAUGGAAAAUAAGCCGCUGGUGGAGGUGGUUUCGAGGAAGUUAUUGAGACCUUGCCCUUCUUCGCUACAAGGUGCCAAGUGUUUCAUAACAGGAGACAUUGUUGAGGUCUUCCAUCAAUAUUCUUGGAAGAUUGCUGUGGUCUUGAAUGUUCUAGGAGGCAAAAACGAAAAUAGAAAUAAUAAGAUCCAUCACAAGGUUUCGACAUGUAAGAAAAAAUAUCUAGUGAGGCUACUUGGGUGUUCAAAGGAAUUGGCUAUUGAUAGAACGAAGGUCAGAGCGAGACAGGCAGCGCAUGAUGUUAAAUGGCUUCAAUUGACAAAGAUUGCUCAAGCUGGGAGUGAUGUAAUAGUGAGCAAGCCAUCAAAGUCAAAUUGUUUUCCGAAUAUGAACUUCCAGGUUCCAGUGUUCAAUUCAAAAUCUAAAUAUCAACCUGGAGAUGAUUGUGGAAGCUUCCAAGAUGAAGCUGCACUGCGGGAAUCUGCUGUUAUCUCUUCAAGAUCCUUAAAGAGGAUGUCACCUUAUAUUUCCUCUGUUGUUGAAGCCAAUGAAGGACCUGUACAAAAAUUUAGAGCAGCUGAGAAAGAAGACCGAAAGCAGCGAAUGGUUGAAAAGGUACAUGCUGUUGCUUACCCGAGAGAAAUUUUGGGUGAAACAUACACGCAUGCUUCCCAUAAUAUUAUAUCAAAUGGAUAUGAUCAAAUGGAGAGGGAAAAGCAAAAUGCUGUGCUUGGAUAUUCAGGGUUCAGAAACUCUGAAUUAAAUUGUUCUGACAGUGAUGUCUGUUCUGUUGGUAGUUGUAGCAUUACUAACCAGAGUCUUAAAAGCUAUUCUAGUUAUUUUAUGCCUGUGCAUUGCCAAGAGACGGACACCCAUAGUGAUGCAGAGUCGUUUAAUGGUUCAGGCUUUGAGAGGGAGAGUUUCUCUCUUCCCCCAAAAGAGGAGGUUGAGGGAGUGAAGCUCGUGCUCAUGCCUAAACUUGGUGCACCAGCCAAUUAUUUCAUGUCUGAUGUUUACGAGAUGCCAAUUAUUGUUCUGUCUGAUCACGGCUUCAGUUGGAGGCAUGUAUCAUUUGCUUCCAAUGGUAUAAAGAUGAUGCCAGUUUGCAACCUUUCUCUUGGCAUUGAACUUUGGACGAUUCAGUCGUCUACUAUCACUGAUAUGCCACGGUUGUGGCCACUCCCUGAUGGAGAGCUGCAGAGCAUUGUGCUCAACCAAGUUUUUGUUGUGAGUCUUGUUUACAGUCACAGAGACUGGUUUUUGGGCAGCUAGCGAUGAACUUAUUCUCAAUUUGAAAAAAAAAAACUCCAAAAAAACAUUUUGGUAGCAUGAGAAAAACUCAAGAAAAACUCCAAAAACAAUUUAAAUGUGAAAAUUUGUGUUCUUGUGUUAGGCUCGCCAUGAAUGAUUAAUAAAUUUGAAUUUGUUUAUCA